Molecule: messenger RNA, 1736 nt
Organism: Drosophila grimshawi
Lineage: Eukaryota; Metazoa; Arthropoda; Insecta; Diptera; Drosophilidae
Product: clavesin-2
Exons: 3
Coding region: 171-1106 (311 amino acids)
Cellular component (GO): membrane
Molecular function (GO): phosphatidylinositol bisphosphate binding
Source: RefSeq, a predicted model, not a curated record
GUCGUCACCUCGAAGCAGGCGUCGAUUCUGCUGCCAUUAGUCGUGUUUCAACCUAGACGGGGCACACACAUGCACACACACUCAUACACAAGUUUCUCUCGAAUAACCAUAGUUGUCACAAUUUUGCUUAAAGUUUCGAUAGUACAAAAUUUGCAGUUAUCCCCAACACAAUGGCCAAAAUAAGACAGCUGGUGCCAGAGUUGGCGGAAGUGGCGCGUGUGGAGCUCAACGAGGAUGAGGCGAAUCGAGAUGCCUUAAUUAUGGCUCUACGCAAUUGGAUUAACGAACAGAACUAUUUGGAGGCGCGCACCGAUGAUCAGUUCCUGGUCGCAUUUCUGCGCUUCUGUUUGUGGGAUCUGGAGCAGGCCAAGAAGCGAGUGCUCUUCUUCUACGACUACAAGUCCAAGGAACGUGGCCUGCUCAAGUCACGUGCUGUGGAUGACAAACUCUUUGAACUGGCCAGAUCAGGCAUAUUCGCCACACUACCCAAUCCCAUUGGCCCUGGUGGCCCACGUAUCCAUUUCACACGCAUGGGACAUAUCGAGACUUCCAAGCACAGCGUUGGCGACAUCUUUCGCUUUCAUGCUUUCCGCUCUGAGAUAGAGAUCAAUACCGAUGACAAUUGGAACAUUGCCGGAGUCGUUGAGGUCAUUGAUUUCACAAAAAUACCAUAUUCGCUGCUGUUGCAGUUUGAUUCGAGCCUGUUCAAGCGCAUGAAUGCAUUCCUCGAGCAUGGAAUACCCACGAAUCUGUUGGCUACGCACAUUGUGAAUGCCUCGCGUGAAACACAAUUUGUCCUAACCAUAAUCCGCAAUGUGAUGAAACAAAAAGAACUGCUGCACAUACAUCCAAAUUUGGAGUCGUUGCAUAAGGCCAUUGGCAAGGAGUACCUGCCGACGGAGCUGGGUGGUAACAAUGGAUCGCUGAACGAAGCCAUUACCCGCUAUGAGGCACAAUUGAACACCUUUACGCCGUACUUCAAUGACGAUGAGCGCUUUGGGGUCGAUGAGAAGCUGCGUGCUGGGAACAGCCAGCAGCAAGCUGCGCUUGUCACUGGUGUCGCUAGCGCUGAGGAGGGCACCUUUCGCAAGCUAGAUUUUGAUUGAGGGGCUUCCGGGGCUUUGGGGGCUGUUAACUGUAUAUUCAAAUGCACAUACUAUAUAUAUAUAUAUAUACAAAAACAUAUACACCUCACACUCCCUCCCUCUCUAUCUCUCUGUAUCUCUCUCUCUCCAUACAUACUAUAUAUAUAUAUAAAUACAUAUAUAUGUACAUGUAAAUACAUACAUAUAUGUGUAUAUAUAUGUAUAUAUAUAUAUAUUUGUCCACAUACCCUAUACAUAUAGUAUGUAGUAUACAGCGCUAUAGCGAACUUUGGUCAUUGUUAAAACCUGAUAUUUUAUAAAAAUUCUUAGAAAGCAACAUCGAUACUAAAAGCAAAAUUGAACAAUGUUACAGCAAAGAACACACUAAAAUAACAAUGAAAAGAAAAAAGAAAAAAAAAAGCCAUAAAAUGGCAAAAACCUCAUGAAUGUCGAUUAUAAUUUAUUGCCGUUCUUAUCAGUGAACAUACCAACAUUUCCCUAUGCUUAGGACUUUCCAUAAAAAUUUGUUUUACGCUCCAAACUAAAAAAAAAACCAAGAAGAUUGUUUCACGCUAAAUAUCGCUCACUAUAUGUAUGGAUGUCUUCUUCUACUUUUAUUCUUACUAUAUACAUAAGUUUUGGUUGGCUUUU